Messenger RNA from Acanthoscelides obtectus, 1908 nucleotides. The record is from the annotation of a GenBank genome assembly. NCBI's taxonomy places the organism in Eukaryota, Metazoa, Arthropoda, Insecta, Coleoptera, Chrysomelidae.
GCCGGAAUCUAGGUGACUGAAACGACAAAAUCAACUGCCAAAACUUAUAAUACUUGUUAUAAAUACUUGUCUUGCGUGGCCAUCUUUACUCGGGCCGAAAAGUUUGUCGGCAUACAAAAACAAAGCGGCACAAAUAAGUUUUGCCAGUUUUAUACCCGAUCCAAUAUUGCCAACGUUACAGUUUUAAUCAAAAAUGUCACUUGCUGAUUAGUUGUUCACCUUAGGUAGACGUCAAAGCGUGAUGGAUACUCCUGAAAUAGAGCUUAAGGAGAAAUCUAUAGGUUAUGUUUAUUUUUAAAUUAAAGUGAGGUUAUAGUUGUCAUUGGCAAAGUGCUGCUUAAAACAAUAUUUGUGCGAAACUAAAAGACAAGAAAAACUACCAAUUUUGUAAUAUUAACGUCACAAAAGAUUAGUUAAAAACGCUUUCCCUAGAAAUGCAUUUUUUUCUAUAACUUAUUUGAUAUAUUAUUUCAACCUUCGUUUCUGAUAAACACAACUGGUAACAUCAGGGCAUAAUGAAGGUAAAAGUAAUCAGCAGGAAUCCUGAUGAGUACCUAAGAGAGACAAAGCAUGACAUACAUAAAGUUCAAAGGAAUUUUGACCCUGCUCUCCAUCCCUUUGAAGCAGCUAGAGAGUAUACACGUGCUUUAAAUGCAGUCAAGCUCGAAAAAGUAUUCGCAAAGCCAUUCAUAGGCAGCCUGGAUGGACACAGAGAUGGGGUUUCAUGUAUUGCUAAACACCCAAAAAAACUAUCUAUUUUAAUCAGUGGUGCAUUUGAUGGGGAAAUCAGAAUCUGGGACUUGCCUCAGCAAGUUUGCUUGAAAAAUUUUGUAGCACACAAUGGCAUCAUCAGAGGUAUUGCAUAUACACCAAAAGGCAAUCGCUUCAUAAGCAUAGGCGAUGAUAAGACAAUAAAAACCUGGAAUAUUAAAGAACAGGAAGACUGUGAAGUAAAUGAACCAAAAAACACAAUCCUGAGCAAAACUGUCUUGAAUAAUAUCAGCUUUCAUGGCAAAGCGUCAACAUUUGCUACUGUGGGUGAGGUAUGUCAGAUAUGGGAAGAAUCAAGGAAUACUCCAGUGCGUACUAUUGAAUGGGGUGUUGAUAGCCUCCAUGAUGUGGCAUUCAAUCCAGUGGAACAUAAUAUUCUAGCAUCUUGUGCCAGUGACAGAAGUAUCAUACUGUAUGAUAUCAGAGAUACAGACCCAUUGAGAAAAGUAAUUAUGAAUCUGAGGACAAAUAAAGUUUGUUGGAACCCUAUGGAGCCUUUCAUAUUUACGGCUGCUAAUGAAGACUAUAAUCUAUAUACAUUUGAUACAAGGAAUCUUAAACAUCCAACCAAUGUUCAUAUGGACCAUGUAUCUGCAGUUACCUAUGUAGAUUAUGCUCCUACAGGUAAAGAAUUUGUAUCAGGAAGUUAUGAUAAAACAAUAAGGAUCUUUGAGGCUGGCAAGGGACAUUCAAGAGAAGUAUAUCAUACAAAGCGAAUGCAAAGGUUAACAUGUGUUUUGUGGUCUUUGGAUAAUAAAUACAUAAUAAGUGGGUCAGAUGAAAUGAAUAUAAGGCUAUGGAAAUCCAAGGCAUCAGAAAAAUUGGGACCUCUUAAACCAAGAGAAAAAGCUGCUCUGAGGUACAGUGAGGCCCUGAAGGAAAAAUAUGCGAGUCAUCCACAGAUCAAGAGGAUUGCCAGGCACAGACAUGUACCAAAACAUAUAUACAAUGCUCAAAGGGAAUUGAGGACUAUCAAAGAGAAGGUGAAGAGGAAGGAGGCAAACAGACGUGCACAUUCCAAGCCUGGAGAAGUUCCAUAUGUACCAGAGAGGAAGAAACAUGUUGUAAAAGAGCAAAGUUGACAUGUUACUUUAUGAAGUUUAAUAAAAAAAGAUGUGUACAACUGUAGUAUUAUAU